AUGCCCAAGAGGAAGAGAGGUGCUUUCAGUCAUGGAGCUGCUCUCCUAAGCAUGAGGGGGAUCAUGCUUUCCUUCCUCUGCUUACUGAUGCACCUGCUUCAGGAUGAGACAACUUCACUUUUAGUUUUGGAAAACCAAGACCUGCAAGAUUCGAUUAAGCCACAGAAGGUAGCGUUCCAUUCGUUAAAUUUCAACACCACUUUGCAUUGGCAGCCUGGGUGGGCCAGAGAGGCGAGAGAUGCGCGCUACUUUGUGCAGUAUAAAGUGUAUGGGCAGAGCACGUGGCAAAACAAAGACGAGUGCUGGGGGAUUUCCAGCCGUGUCUGUGACCUAACACACGAGACCUCUGACAUCCAGGAGCCUCACUACAGCAGAGUGAGAGCAGCCCUGGCUGGUGUCUAUUCCGACUGGAGCCUCAGCUGCAGAUUCACUCCUUGGCGAGAGACUAUGAUAGGACCUCCAAUGGUAACUGUGGUCCAUAGCAACAAAUCCAUAACAGUAAAGCUCCAGGCUCCACGUUCUCCUUAUAAAAGGAAAAGAGGCAGCAAAAUACCAAUGACAAAUUAUUAUGAUCUGCUGUAUCAAGUCUUCAUAAUCAACAAUUUGCUAGAUGAGCACCACAGGGUCCUGGUGUAUGAAGGGAAAGACAAGGUUAUUAAAAUACAAGAUUUGAGGCCUGGAGUCAGCUACUGCAUCGUGGCUAAAAUGUACAUGCCAAUGCUGGACCACAGCAGUGCCUACAGCAGCAGGCAAUGUACUGUGCUUCAGUGA
This is a messenger RNA of Pseudopodoces humilis (Tibetan ground-tit), 771 nucleotides long. RefSeq names its product interleukin 22 receptor subunit alpha 2 (gene IL22RA2). Gene Ontology annotation, biological process: cytokine-mediated signaling pathway. Gene Ontology annotation, cellular component: plasma membrane. NCBI's taxonomy places the organism in Eukaryota, Metazoa, Chordata, Aves, Passeriformes, Paridae. Gene Ontology annotation, molecular function: protein binding; cytokine receptor activity. The record is from RefSeq and is a predicted model, not a curated record.